Messenger RNA from Dracunculus medinensis (Guinea worm), 252 nucleotides. NCBI's taxonomy places the organism in Eukaryota, Metazoa, Nematoda, Chromadorea, Rhabditida, Dracunculidae. The record is from the annotation of a GenBank genome assembly.
CGUAUUCCUAGUCAAAAAACUCAAGAAAUUCAUGUGCCAAACGAAAAUCGCUUACAGUCACUUAUCCUAAUGGCACGUGCAUUAGGCAAAAUGGGGUCUCGAGAUGCUAUUGUAGUGGCCGGAGUUGAAAUACUCGUUGUCGAUUGCGACACUUUAUCUCAUACAAGCGAAAUGUGCCUAGUCUUAAAGUGCGAUGAAAAGGCUCGAUCCGCUAGACUACGUGGAAAUUUGUUAAUGACCAACGUUUUGUGA